Molecule: messenger RNA, 1119 nt
Organism: Paramuricea clavata
Lineage: Eukaryota; Metazoa; Cnidaria; Anthozoa; Malacalcyonacea; Plexauridae
Source: the annotation of a GenBank genome assembly
AUGGCAAGCAGAUCAAGCGAAGGGAAAAAGUUAGCAAAUGUAGACGGUUACAUUCAUGCAGUGUCUGAGGUCAAGAGUUCGCCAUCAGGGGUCCGUUAUUUUGAUUUUAAAGUCCAGGAGAGGGACGAAAAACGGCAAGCUGUAUGCUUUUCUCCUGAAAAGCGUGAUGCAAUCAAAGAAAAGGAAGAAUGCAAAUCACCAGUUCGGUUGUUGAACGUUAGCCCACAGAAACGAAAAUUCGAGCCUGACUCUACAGAAUAUAAGCUGACCAAUCAAUCCAAGAUAAUGGUGACGAAGAACUUGACGUUUCCAUGGGCAGACAUGUCAGAACCCAAUAAACAACUCACAGUGCAGGACAUAUAUGAUACAAUGACAACUGGCGACAUUGUGUCAGUAAAAGCCAAAGUCGUUUGGAAAGGGGAAAUGGAAACUGUGUACUUGCGCAGCAUGAGAAAGGAGCUUACAAAAUGCGAGAUAGUGUUAGCUGAUUCCACUGGAGCAAUUAUAGCCACCAUUUGGGAGGAUACGAUUCCUCAUGUUUGUGACCAAAAGUCAUACGUGUGGUCCAACCUGAAGGUCGGCUUCUAUAAAAGAAAAUGCUUGAAUGGGACAAAAGAUUGUACGGUCACGAUAUGCGAAGAUGUAAGCUUGUCCGUCGAAAGUUCAGCGGCCUCGGAACAGCUAAAACCAAAGAAGAAAGAAACACAAGAUGUUACUGGCCGAAUAGUGGCAGUUGACGUCAACAAGUUUUUUCUUUGCAUGAACUGCAAAAAUCGACUUGCAUCCGCCGACGACAGCGACGCCGAUGGUGAAUUUAUCGAUUGUUCACCAUGCAAACUAAGAAUGCUGAAAGAGAACUUGGAUUCGACUGUUUCCGGGAGUGUUAUCAUUGUUGAUGAAAGUGGUGAAAAUUUGGGUCGGUUUUAUUGCCAAGAGAAUGUGCUGAACGUGAUGUUCCAAUCGGUCGCAGAAACGGAAAAUUACAAUAUUUCUGAGUCAAAUGUCGCCCAGCUGUCACGCAACAUGAUUACGGACACGCUUCUUUUAAUCAAGAAAGUUUCGUUCAAGAUAUUAUCAACGGACAAGUUGGUUGUGGAAAUGAAAGUAGUUGGCCAGUAA